Molecule: messenger RNA, 1014 nt
Organism: Fusarium sp. VM40
Lineage: Eukaryota; Fungi; Ascomycota; Sordariomycetes; Hypocreales; Nectriaceae
Source: the annotation of a GenBank genome assembly
AUGCAGGCCCCCGGAUCCCCUAACGGCAGUGUCAUGACACAAGCCGAGCUAGAAGCCUACCGAAAGCGAAAAGACCAAGAGAAGGCGGACAGACACGCCAGCGAGAGCGAAGACGAGGAGGAUAACAUCAAUUACGAUUCCGAAGACGACGGCAAGAAUUCAAAGCAAAACGAUCAAAGAAGGCGCCAAGAAGCGCACUUCGCUGGCUACCGACAACAAAUGAUGAAGACCACCGUCGGACCACCUUCAAUACCGCACAACCGCAUCCCCUCCAUCCAGGGACCUUGGAUGAACAUCCCAGACUCUGACUCAGAUGACGACGUCCCGCUAGGAAUGCUGCAGGCCAGAAACCAAAAGAGUCGCAUGUCAAGAUUCACAAGAUCAAACCCCAACCUGCGCGCAUCCGCUCAGCAGCAAAUCGUGAGGCCUGGCUCAGCACAAGGACGGCCCAACAACAGCUCACAUCUGCAAUUGCCCUCCUUCGCCAGCAAUCUUCCACAGGACCCAUUCCAAGACCCAUACCAAGACCCAUUCACGAUAAACAAGAAGCCCAUGUUCACGGGUGGAUUAAUCAGUGUGAUCGCGAACGAAGAGCGCGCCAAAGCCUCGCGAAGAGGUGGUUCCACAGUUAGCUUGCAAGCACCUCCUUCACAAGGAUUCAACGGUUUCGGCCUCUCCAUGCCAUCGCAGCAGAUGGGCGCACAGUACGGAAUGAUGGGACAGCAGGGCUCACGACCAGGCACACCGAGCCAAAUGCAGCAGCACAUCCCGCAGGGAAUUCAAGACCAGAUGCAGUUUAUGCAAACAAUGACAUACGGCGCCCAGCACAGACCUGCCCAUUCGUGGAACGGCACACCCAUGAGACCAGGCACGAGCGGAAGUAUGGCCGCCCCGUUACCGAAGCCUGCUAUGCCAGCGGCCUAUGGAGGAUACGCGCAAUCGAUUCCCCCAGCUGAGCGAAGCAACGUCGGCCUACCAAGUCGUUAUAGAGCUGUUACAAAGGCAAAGGCUUGA